AUGACUUCGAUUAUACGUGCCAUAUUCAAUGGUGAAUGGAAGAGUGUCGAAUUUGUGCUGCAGUUGGCGAAUAAGACAUACGAAUUGGACACGCAACACGCUAUCUACGAGUCGUUGUGGCAGGAACUGCAGUAUACGAAACAGAUCUAUGAUCCCUUCAAGAUACUGGCUUUCUAUGAGCAGCUUGAGCAUCAGCCGAAUGUGCCGUCAGUUUUGCUGCUCAGGGUCUAUCAAUCGUUCCUCUCACGCAUGGUUCAACUUCUCUCGGCGCCCUUCCACACCGACAACCACAGUGCAAAUUUCCCGCUUAUCACUACGCUAAUGCAUGAACUGAGCAAGAGGCCAUCGAAUUAUGUGCACGACAUAUUUGAUGAGCUAUUUGAAGCUGUGCUCGCUUUGCAAUCCCCGCUGAGUGUUGCGCAGAAUUUGGGCAGUUUCAACGCGAGCCUAACCCAAUUGACCAUGGCCAAUUUGCAAUUUCUUAAUCGUACCGAAGUCCAGUUCAAUUCGAAUGCGCACAAAACUGUGCAGGAGAAUCUUCGUAAGCUGAUGAAACAUCCGACAUUUGAAAUGGAAGUGGAGCAGUCGCUGCGUGAACAGGCAUACGUCCAAUUGCCUUCUAGUGAUCGUGUGCUCAACACCGCCGAGAAGGUUUGUCUGCGCAGUGCGAACAGCAGCAACAUUUACCUCUACAAUUGCCCAAAUUCAUCCUCGAUGUGCACCAUGGAACGAGACUCUCAGAAGAUGCUCUUCAAGGUUCAACGUGACGUCAAAAACAGUUCUACCAUUGCAUUUCAAAACCCGAAGUCGAGCAAUCAAUAUCUAAUAAUGGCAUCCCAUAUCCAAGCAACCGACAAUAGUGUCGUCAAGAACGUGUACAGUUUAGAUGGCAUUUACUGGUGGCAUGUGAUGUCGGUGCAAGACGGCGUGGCAAUCUACGAUGCUGCCACAGACGGCUCGGUGAUCUGUGGCGGCGAUCCAGCGCAGUGGGAGGGCAAUGAACAUUAUGCAUACACGCGCCAUGCAGGAAACUUUGAUGCCUAUCGCAAGGAAUGCACUUGGAUCAUUGAGGACUGUAGCGAUAAAUAA
Molecule: messenger RNA, 1089 nt
Organism: Drosophila sulfurigaster albostrigata
Lineage: Eukaryota; Metazoa; Arthropoda; Insecta; Diptera; Drosophilidae
Exons: 1
Coding region: 1-1089 (362 amino acids)
Source: RefSeq, a predicted model, not a curated record